Molecule: messenger RNA, 5553 nt
Organism: Sipha flava (yellow sugarcane aphid)
Lineage: Eukaryota; Metazoa; Arthropoda; Insecta; Hemiptera; Aphididae
Product: multidrug resistance-associated protein 4-like
Exons: 27
Coding region: 1199-5293 (1364 amino acids)
Biological process (GO): transmembrane transport
Cellular component (GO): membrane
Molecular function (GO): ATP binding; ATP hydrolysis activity; ABC-type transporter activity
Source: RefSeq, a predicted model, not a curated record
ACACGCAUUCGGUACAGCACCGUCGGGUGACGCGCGCGCGUUUUGCUUUCGCGUCGACACCUGUUGCGCUUCCGUGCGCAGCCGUUCCCGCCGCCGAUCGAAACGUACCCAGAACCGUUCCCCGGGACCGGUCGGUCGUUCCUAUACUUAAAUAGGUAUAUAAAUCGUACACGAGGCUAUGUUGCGCAGAACUGCUAGAUUGUACAUCGUAAUCUCGUUUGUUUUCAACCGCAAUUCGUAUCGCUGUCGUUAUUUCGUCUCAACGUGCAUCGAAGAUAUGGUUAACAACACGCGUUGUGUCAGCCGAUCGUUUUUUCGUAUUAUUUCCUUGCGGAUUAGUAGUCGCACUUUGGUCGCUCAACACUUGAUUCCCACACUGUAGGUACAGUAUUCAUAACAUCGUAAUAUAUGCACACGUUUAUCGUGUGAUCUUAGUAUGCGCGACGCAUCUACCAACAUUUUAAAACUUGUACAAAUCAGGAGGAGAUGUAUGUUCAACGUAUAAAAAUUGAAAUAAAAAAUAAUUUUAUCACCAAUAUUAUACAUACAUGUAUGUAUAUUAUAAGUAUUUUAUGUACUAUGUAUUUGUAUUAUUUUUGGACACCUAGUAGUUGAACCAGUAGAAGUCAAUAAAAGUAAUGGUGCUUUUAUUUAGGAGCCAAUGGUGUCGAUAUUAUGGCAUACAAACAGAGUGUAAUAAUAUUGUUUUAAUCAUUUUCAAAUGUAUUUUAUUCAACAAAUAAAACGAUGCAUAUUUAUAAAAUUGUGGGAAUAUUGUAGUGAGGCCCCCUAUUCGCUACCUAAUACUACACCAGAUUCAUACCAUCACACAAAUGUUAGCGUAUGAAAACAUCUGGAAUACAGAAAAUAGAGUUCUAGAGAAAUAUGUCUAAUCGGAAAAUAAAUUCGCAUGAAAGUCACGACGUUCCAAAUCAAACAACGUUCAAGGAGGAGAAAAUAUUUCGUUAAAAUGUUGUCGAUAAAAAUUAAAAAAAGCAUUAUCGAGAUAGUUAAUAUUUUUAAUAAUCGUUAUAACCAGCGAUUAAUGGUCAUUGACAUUCGACGAUGGCAACUGCUCGACUGUUAAUUAAAAAUUGUAACCGACACUCAAUGCGGAUAGGUGUUACAAGUACAGCAACUCGAGUAUUAUUGAACUAUAAUAUUAUAACAAAUAUUAGUACUAUAUAACGCACUCAUAAUGGACAGGUUAAUAACGGACACUGAGAAUGAAUUAGAACGUCCUUCACAUCCAAAAUCCAAUGCAAAUAUAUUAGAAAUCUUGACUUUCAGCUGGUUAUUUAAACUGUUCAAAACAGGGCAAAACAGAGAUCUAAAAGAAAAUGAUUUAUAUAAAACGUUAGACGAUCAUUCUUCUUCGAUUUUGGGAAAUACAUUAGAAAAAACAUGGAAGUUAGAAAUGGACCACGCGUAUAAGGACAAUCGUAAUCCUAGUUUGUUAAGAGCAUUAAUCAAAAUAUUUGGAGCCGAGUAUAUGUUACAUGGGUUUAUACAGUUAUUCCAAGAAAUUUUUUUAAAAACGAGUCGACCUCUUCUCAUCGGUGGAAUAUUAACCUAUUUAAACUCCGAAAGUUCAAAUAAAACUGACGUGACAAAAGCAUUUAUUUGUGCAUGCGGGCUAUUUUUAAUCAUGAUAAUUUCUACGUUUGUAUUUCAUCCAAAUAAACUAGCAUACUCUCACUGCGGAAUGAAAAUGCGAGUCGCUUGCUGCUCAUUAAUGUACAGAAAAGCCCUAUGUAUAAGCCGUUCGGUUUUUGGUGAAACCUCUGUAGGUAAUGUGGUAAAUUUAUUAUCAAAUGAUGUCAAUCGAUUCGACGUAUCAAUAAUUUACAUUCAUUAUUUGUGGAUUGGUCCUUUGCAAAUGAUUAUUGUAUUAUACUUCUUGUGGCAAGAAACCGGCAUGUCGUCAUUGAUUGGAAUGUCUACAUUUUUAAUAUUCAUUCCAUUGCAAAACAUAUUGGGGAAAAAUAUUUCCAAAAUUCGAUUGAAAACAGCAAAUAAAACGGACGAAAGAAUACGUUUGAUGAAUGAAAUAAUUUCGGGUAUACAAUUAAUUAAAAUGUAUACCUGGGAAAAACCUUUCUCGAAGAUCAUACAAUACGCUAGAAAAAAAGAAAUUCAACAUAUACGAGCCAUGUUAUACGUGAGAGCUAUUUUGUCUUCGAUCGUAUUGAUUCAUACUAAAAUUCAAAUGUUUAUCAUUAUAGUGGUAUACGUAUUACUGGAAAAUGAUGUCUCUAUAAAAAAUAUUUUUGUUAUAAUUUCGUUCUACAGUAUAUUGGACGAUACAAUGAGGAUAUUAUUUUGUCUCACUUUAGUUAAUACAAGAGAACUGUUGGUAUCCAUUAAACGUAUACAGAAUUUUUUAUUACUCGAAGAAAAAGAUAGCGUAAGAUCAGAAAAUACUCAAUCUAUUAACGUUGUGAAAAAUGAUGGAAUUGAAUUAACAGUUCAUGAAAACAAUUCUACAAACGAUACUGGUUCGGAAAAAUACACUAAACGAAAUAGUAUUUUAUUUUCGAACGUUACGGCCAAGUGGACACGUGCUCAAACAAGCAACUCUUUGGACAACAUUAACCUGACUGUUGAACCUGGUCAAUUAGUUGUUGUCGUUGGCCCUGUUGGAUCUGGUAAAAGUUCAUUACUUCAAGCAAUUUUACGGGAACUACCUCUUACCGAAGGUAGGAUAUCCAUUGGCGGUGAAGUUUCUUACGCAUCGCAAGAGCCUUGGAUAUUUCGUGGUUCUAUUCAGCAAAAUAUUCUGUUUAAUUCACCCAUGGACAAAAAACGAUAUAAACAGGUGAUAAAAGUGUGUGCAUUAAAAAGUGAUAUUGAACAGUUUCCUUUUGGCGAUAGAACGAUUGUGGGAGAAAAAGGAGUAAUUCUUAGUGGUGGACAAAGAGCGAGAAUAAAUCUAGCUCGAGCUAUAUACAGAAAAGCAGAUAUAUAUUUACUAGAUGAUCCUUUAUCAGCUGUAGAUACUGUAGUUGGGAAACAUUUAUUUGAAAAAUGUAUAAAAGACUACCUCAAAAUCACAACAUGUAUUCUUGUAACUCAUCAAAUACAAUAUUUGGCUAACGUAGAUAAAAUUAUUGUAAUGAACAAAGCUAAAAUCAUUGUAGAGGGUUCAUACCAAAAAGUGCAAGCAUCAGGCAUUAACUUUUCGAAAUUGCUUCAGUUGCCAGAAUACAAAAUAAUAGAGCCUGAUGUGGAAAAAAAUAAUCUAACCACAGAAGAUCUUGACGCAGAGACAUGUACGUAUAGUUCUAAUGAAAGCAUUUCGUCGUCCGUUGAUGAAAUGAAAGUGAACAGUGUCCUCGAAAAGCCUUUUGAGAAACCUGAAAUUCGUUCUUCUGGACGUAUUUCAAAGACUGUUUAUUUAUCAUAUUUAUCAGCUGGAGGGAGUUAUUCCAAAGUUAUUUUAUUGAUUCUCAUGUACUUUUUCGCUCAAUUCCUGAACAUUGGUGCAAGUUAUUGGAUAAGCAUUUGGGUAACCGAAGUUGAGUUUGAUUUUCACAACCCAAACAACAUAAUUGCCAAUAAUAUUACGUUGUUGACCAGUGGUUCAUAUUACGAUGCAUUCAUAUUAUGGUCAAAUGUUCGUCAAAAUUUUAUCGUGGUUUAUACAGUAUUAAUAUUAUCCUACAUAGUAUUAGUUGUAACCAGUCCAACUGUAUUUGUAUCAGUUUGUAUGAGCUCCUCAAUGAAUUUGCACAAUAAGAUGUUCAAUUCUAUUGUUAAAGCUGCUAUGUAUUUUUUUAACACAAAUUCGUCCGGACGGACUCUCAACCGUUUUUCCAAAGACAUAGGCAUCAUCGAUGAAAUGAUACCAGCGGUUAUUUUGGACUUUUUAAGAGUGAUUCUGAUCCUCUUUGAAAUUGUUAUUGUCGUAAUACUUUUUAAUGUUUAUCUAAUAAUACCAUUAAUCAUUGUGGGAAUAAUAAUUUAUCAAUUUGUUUCUUUUUAUUUCAAAACUUCUCGGAGCAUUAAACGAUUGGAAGGAGUUACACGAAGUCCUAUAUUUUCACAUAUGAAUGAAUCGUUACAAGGUUUAACAACAAUAAGAGCAUGCAAAGCAGAGAAAAUUCUCUAUGAUGAAUUUGAUAAACAACAGGAUUUACAUUCCUCUGCUUGGUAUUUGUUUAUUUCUGGAAAUAAUGGAUUUGGUUUUUGGGUUGAUUUAAUCUGUCUAUUUUUUAUUAGUAUGGUACUAUUCAGCUUCCUUGUUAUUGGUGACAGUCUCAAUACAUAUAAAGGACUUUUUGGCCUUGUUCUUACUCAAGUUAUAAGGUUAUUUGGUGCUGUUCAAUUAGGACUAACAAUAUUUGCUAUGUUGGAAAACCAAAUAACCGCAGUUGAAAGAGUAUUAGAAAUUAUUGAUUCACCCCAAGAAAUCGAUCAUCAGUGUACAUCAAAUUAUUCAAGUAAAAAACCUCCAAAUGAAUGGCCUAAAAAUGGAGAAAUCGUAUUUCAAAAUGUUUACUUGCGUUAUAGCUUGAACGAACAAUAUAUUUUAAAAAAUAUUAGUUUUCAAAUUCGACCAAUGGAAAAAGUUGGGAUAGUCGGAAGAACCGGUGCGGGUAAAUCAUCGAUUGCAAGAGCAAUAUUUAGAUUGGCUUCUAAUGAAGGAAAUAUCAUCAUUGAUGGCAUAAACAUUAACUAUUUAGGACUAAAUGAACUGAGGUCGAAAUUGUCAAUCAUACCGCAAGAGCCAGUUUUGUUUUCAGGAACAAUGCGAACAAAUUUAGAUCCGUUCGACGAACACACGGAUCACGUUCUGUGGAAUGCUUUAGAUAAAGUUGAACUGAAAGUUUUUAUCAAAAGUUUACCUGGCGGAUUGAACUCGAAAAUGUCCGAAAACGGUUCCAAUUUCAGUGUCGGCCAGAGACAAUUGGUAUGUUUAGCCAGAGCCAUAAUACAGAACAACAAAAUUCUUGUACUGGACGAAGCAACGGCAAACGUCGAUACCGAAACUGACGCGUUGAUUCAAAAGUCGAUCAGAAGCAUAUUCAAAAAGUGCACCGUUCUGACGAUUGCUCACCGUUUGAACACCGUAAUGGACUCCGACCGAUUACUUGUUAUGGACACAGGCAGAGUGGUUGAAUUCGACCAUCCGCAUAAUUUGUUGAAAAACAAAGACGGGUUUUUGUAUUCGAUGGUCAAAGAGACGGGACCGGAUACAGCCGAUUUGUUACAGGCUGUGGCUACAGAGAGUUUUAAAAAUUUGCAGAUAAAAAAAGAAUCUUUGAUAACAUAUAUUGAUGAUGGCGUGUAAGAGAAAAGUUCUUGACUUUCAUUGUUCUACUCAUUUUAUUGAUUGGAUGUAAAAUCUAUCACCGAAUAGUGGUGGUUUACAUUUUGUUAUGGUUUUUUCAUAUUUUUUAAUUUACUCUUAAGCCAUUUUUUGGUGAUGCUUGAAAUAGUUUUCAUUUUAUUAAAAAAAUGAAUAAUUCUGUUACCAUUCUCUAGCGUUUUUUUGGCGUAAAAACUUAAGAAAUUUUAACGAUACAUUUUAUAUACAUAUUUUCUUAUAAU